CUGAACACGCUUAUGGGAAGGAGGUAGCAGAAGUGGUGGGCUUCAUUUUUAAAGAAAAACGAGAGACUUGCAGUAUAAGACCGAGUUCUACAGUUUUGUGAGGCUGUGGGAAUACAGCAGCCUGCACUGAUCUGGAGUUUAUAUGUGUUGAACUAUGAUUCCCAUUGUCCCCAGAUAUAACAAAGCUCUGUUGGAGAAGAGAUUCAUCUUGGAUAAAGGUUGGUUCGCCCCAUCAAGCCUUCCUUUCACUGGAUAUCAAAGUGGGACGUGGUCCUUAUCUCCACCCUGGAGGUAGAGUAAGGAAGGAGGAAGCAGCAGGUGGAGGGAGCCGGCUUGGGCGCCACGCUUUGAAGAUUCAGCAGCCAGCGAGCCAUCCGUGGUACCCGAAGGCGCCGAGUGCCAAGGGAAAUCCCAGGUGACAUCUAAACCCAAACAAGCUGUGAGCGCCAUGUCUCAGCAGCUUCUCUACCGGGCAUUGGUGACUGCGAAAUGGGUGUCAGAAGUUAUCAAGUCUCCUCAAACUGGAUCGUCUGUGAAGCUCUUGGAUGCCUCUUGGUACCUCCCCAAAAUGAAACGUAAUCCCCAGAGUGAGUUUGAGGCACGCCACAUUCCUGGAGCUGCUUUCUUUGACAUUGAUCACUGCAGUGACCGCACAUCACCUUAUGAUCAUAUGCUUCCCAGUGCAACAGAUUUUGCAGAGUACGUGGGCAAACUAGGAGUGGGCAGUGAUUCUCAUGUUGUGGUGUAUGACGCAAGUGACCAGGGCCUGUUCUCAGCUCCACGUGUCUGGUGGAUGUUCCGCAUUUUUGGGCAUGAUGCAGUUUCUGUCCUAGAUGGUGGGCUGAAGAACUGGAUGAAAGAGGGGUAUCCAGUCAGCUCUGGAAAGAGUCAUCCUACUUCUGCAGAAUUUCAUGCCUCUCUGGAUAAAUCAAUGGUGAAGACCUACGAGCAGAUUAAGGAGAACAUUGAGUCACACCAGUUCCAGGUAGUGGAUGCCCGGUCUGCUGGUAGGUUCGCUGGGAGAGAACCAGAACCCCGAGAAGGAAUCGAACCUGGUCACAUCCCUGGCUCUGCAAACAUUCCUUUCACAGAAUUCCUCACUGAAGCAGGCUUGGAGAAGAGCCCAGAAACUAUCCGAAGCUUGUUUCAGGAGAAGAAAGUAGACCUCUCCAAACCUCUUGCGGCCACUUGUGGAUCAGGAGUCACCGCUUGCCAUGUGGCAUUAGGAGCAUAUCUGUGUGGGAAGCCAGAUGUGGCCAUUUAUGAUGGGGCUUGGGUGGAGUGGUUCAUGCGUGCACAGCCUGAAGACAUCAUCUCCGAGAAGAUGGGUAAGAGCCUCUGAAUCCCAGCCUUCUGCAGAGAUAGAAACAUUAGGGAAAGGGGAUAGCCUUUAAAAAUUCUACCUCAAGAUGUUCUGCUUGUUGAGUGAAAUGUUUUGAUAACGAAUUGGGGGAUUUGCCAUUCUUUUGCUUGUCUCCUUUGUGAGGUAUGGAUACUGUCCCUUUUUCAUUGCAAAGAAAGCACUAAUUGUGGGAUGAUGAAAUUAGAGUUCCAGGUAGAAUACAGGAACUCUGGAGAUUUGCAACUGCAGAAAAGGAGUUUGCUUUUUAAUGGAAUUAAUUUUGCAUUGUAACGAUGGGAAAUUGUGUCAUGCUUCUGGCUAUUUAGUACUAAUUGUUCCUCCGCUGAGCCUUGUAAUCCGGUUUCUAUUCACUUUCAUGGAAAUGCAAUAGCGCAAACAUUUUUAAAUUAAAAGCAUCUUAGUGCCCUUAAA
Messenger RNA from Python bivittatus (Burmese python), 1774 nucleotides. RefSeq names its product mercaptopyruvate sulfurtransferase (gene MPST). The record is from RefSeq and is a predicted model, not a curated record. Gene Ontology annotation, molecular function: thiosulfate-cyanide sulfurtransferase activity. Lineage: Eukaryota; Metazoa; Chordata; Lepidosauria; Squamata; Pythonidae. Gene Ontology annotation, cellular component: mitochondrion.